Molecule: messenger RNA, 1317 nt
Organism: Lodderomyces margitis
Lineage: Eukaryota; Fungi; Ascomycota; Pichiomycetes; Serinales; Debaryomycetaceae
Product: kynurenine--oxoglutarate transaminase
Exons: 1
Coding region: 1-1317 (438 amino acids)
Biological process (GO): biosynthetic process
Cellular component (GO): cytoplasm; mitochondrion
Molecular function (GO): L-kynurenine:2-oxoglutarate transaminase activity; pyridoxal phosphate binding
Source: RefSeq, a predicted model, not a curated record
AUGACAAACACAAGACAAUCAGAUCCAGCUUCCUUACACAACCCUUACUUUAACCUCAAGCCUGGGCAAAAGGAUAUCUGGUCCUUGAUUAACGAGACAGCAGCUGAAGCGCAGGAGGCAAACCCUGACACCAAAAUAGUCAACUUGGGACAAGGAUUUUUUUCAUACAGUCCUCCAGAAUUUGCCAUUCAAGCGGUCGAUGAUGCAUUAACCAAGCCACAAUUUAACCAAUAUGCGCCUGCGAGGGGUAACCCUAAUUUAUUGAAACAGGUAGCUUCCCACUAUUCCAAAAGUUACGGGCGCAAUGUGCCUAUUGAAGAGGUGCAAAUAACCACUGGGGCCAAUGAAGGUAUGUUUGCUGUGUUUUUCGGUUUCUUAACUCCAGAUGACGAAGCAGUUGUGUUUGAGCCAUUUUUUGAUCAAUAUAUCCCUAACAUUGAAAUGACCGGUGCCAAGGUCAGAUAUGUUGAGAUAAAAUACCCUAAAAAGUUAGAUACUGAAACAGUGAAGGCAUCUGAUUGGGAAAUUGAUUGGGACCAAUUGGAAAAAAGUAUCAAUGACAAAACCAAAUUAAUUGUUAUCAAUACACCCCAUAACCCAAUUGGUAAAGUUUUCACCAAGGAAGAAUUACAUAGAAUUGGCGAGUUGGUAAUCAAGCACAACUUGAUUUUGGUUAGUGAUGAAGUUUAUGAAAAUUUGUACUUUACCCCGGAUUUCCCAAGACCAGCAAAUUUGGAAUCAUUACCUGAGUUGAGAGAGCGUACUUUGACAGUUGGGUCUGCUGGUAAAUCAUUUGCAGCUACAGGGUGGAGAGUGGGAUAUAUUCAAGGUCCAGCUCCAUUGAUCAAGUAUGUUGCUGCUGCCCAUACAAGAAUCUGUUUCUCAACACCACAUCCUUUGCAACAAGCAGUAGCACAAGCAUUUGAACAAGUGGAUAAACUCAACUACUUUAGUAAAGUUAAAAGUGACUAUGUGAAGAAAUACGAGUUGUUUACUAAGGUGUUUGAUGAUUUAGGAUUGCCAUACACUGUAUCAGAAGGUGGGUACUUUCUCUUGGUUAAUUUGUCCAAGUUGAAGAUACCCGAGGAUUAUGAUUUCCCAGAAGCGAUAUCCAGCAGAGGAACAUUGGAUUUCAAGUUAGCUUAUUGGUUGAUCAAGGAGAUUGGUGUUGUAGGAAUUCCACCAACCGAAUUUUUAACUGAAGGAAGAAGACAAGGUAAUGGUUUGGAGAACUGCGUUCGAUUUGCCGUUUGUAAAGAUGAUGAAGUGUUGGAGGAAGCCGUAGAGAAAUUGAAAAAAUUAAAAGACUAUUUAUAG